GCUCAGUCUCGACUGCACCGCGCCCCCGUGAUCAUCCCUGCUGAGGACACUAGAUCCCGGUGUCUUCAGCAAUAACACACCUACCCCGCUGAAAGAAGAUAUUGGGAUAAAACAGCCAGUUAAGCUAAUGUUUCUAACUUAAACAAAGGGGGAAGUCACCGGAAGAAAAGUGAACAAACAUCCGCUUGCUUUCGACUCGCGUGAAAUGUGCGGCUGUCACGCAACAGCUAGCAGAUGAAGUUAGAUAGCUAGCUAACGUGUAGGUGCUGAUAGUUAUGGCUUUAGCUUUGAAAAUCUUUUUUUUUUCCCUUUACGUUGUAGCUAGUUAAUCCUCGAUUAAUUGGACAUUUACAUUUUGGUGCAAGUGCGGUGACCAUUAUGCUAGUUGUCGUGCUACGUCUACUCAUCUAACACUAACAUAGCUAGCUAAGACUGGUGUUAUAUUGCCGUAUUUGUAUUCAUAAUUUGAUGUGUCGCUCUUCUUGUAGUAAAUUAGAUUUAAGCUGAGUCACAGGUUAAGCCGGCGUUGAUUUGAAGACACAAUUUAAGUAAGUUUAGCCAGGUUAACUGUCCUACCUGGUAACAGCUAAACAGAAAACGUCAAGUUAUUACAGAUAACAUCUAGUCUACAAGACAGUGUUUGCCUAUUAUCUAACCUCCCAAAUUUGCACGUGCUAAUCACAAGCCCCUUGUCAGCAAUUUCUAAAUCAUAUAGAUUACAGGAUCUUAUCAUCUGUAGCUGAAGAGGAAAGUGUCGCUCAGUCCAAGUUCAUAUUUUACCCUCAAGUAAACAUGGCUCCUAAAAAGAGACCAGUGCCCUUAAACAUUGCUCCUGCUAGUGAUGGAUUAUCCACCUCCACGAAUACAGAGAUUACAUCUGAGGCCAAUUUAGAAGCACUGAAGAAAAUACUGGCGGAGCUGGACCUGGAUGAACAACAAAAGAAAAGAUUAGAAGCUUUCCUUACCCAGAAGGCCAAGGUUGGCGAGCUGAAAGAUGAUGACUUCCAUCGUAUCUGCGAGCUGGGUGCAGGCAACGGAGGAGUGGUCAACAAGGAGUGCCACAAACCUUCAGGCAUAAUCAUGGCCAGAAAACUCAUACAUUUAGAAAUAAAACCUGCAAUAAGAAACCAGAUCAUCAGAGAGCUUCAGGUACUACACGAGUGUAAUUCUCCCUACAUUGUGGGUUUCUAUGGAGCUUUUUACAGCGAUGGAGAAAUCAGCAUCUGCAUGGAACACAUGGAUGGUGGCUCUCUGGACCAGGUGAUGAAAGAAGCAAAGCGGAUUCCUGAAGAGAUUCUGGGCAAAGUCAGCAUUGCUGUUUUGAGAGGCCUUGCCUACCUAAGAGAAAAACAUCAAAUCAUGCAUAGAGAUGUGAAACCCUCAAACAUCCUGGUAAACUCACGCGGGGAGAUCAAGCUGUGUGACUUUGGUGUGAGCGGGCAGCUCAUUGACUCAAUGGCCAAUUCCUUUGUUGGGACAAGAUCCUACAUGUCGCCUGAGAGAUUGCAGGGGACUCAUUACUCUGUGCAGUCUGAUGUGUGGAGUAUGGGCUUGUCCCUUGUAGAGCUGUCAGUUGGACGCUUUCCCAUCCCCCCUCCAGAUGCUAAGGAGCUGGAGGCCAUAUUUGGACGACCGAUCUUGGAUGAUACACAGGGACAGACCCACAGCACAUCCCCUAGACCCAGACCUCCGGGUAGACCUGUUAGUGGCCACGGUCCGGUAAUGGCUAUCUUUGAACUACUAGACUACAUUGUCAAUGAGCCACCGCCUAAACUACCCCAUGGAGUAUUCACCCCUGAUUUUCAAGAUUUUGUGACCAAGUGUCUCAUCAAAAAUCCAGCAGACAGGGCUGACUUAAAAAUGUUAAUGAACCACACGUUUAUCAAGCGGUCUGAAGCAGAGGAGGUGGAUUUCGCUGGGUGGCUUUGUAAAACAAUGGGACUGAACCAACCCAGCACUCCCACACGCACUGCAGAUUGAGCUAUGUAUAGUCACUCAGACAUUAUGUAAAAACAUGAAGACACUGCUGCCUAAAACUGUACAUUCAGAUAUACUGUACACACCUUGUGUGACACAUCCUCCCUCAGGUGGAUCCGUAAAAGCUUCAUCUUCAAAUCAGCUCUAUUGAUAUUUUAUCACAUAAUUCACAUCCCAGGAUAGAUACUUAAACAAUGCACACAAAUGAUUGUUGGAAGUGUUGACAGCAUAGAGUAUUAGAGAUUUAUUCCGUUCAGGAUUUUGACUCAUUAAGCCACAUAUCUGGGCCACUGCUGCACUAUUAUUAUUUUUUAUUUAUUUUUUUGCCCCCAGUAGCUUUCUGACAUACAGCAGAUCGUACACAUACUGUAUAGAAUUAUAAAAGACUUACUUGGAAAGGUUCAUAAAACAGAACAAAAGAAAUAACCAAUAUUUGUAAUUUCAUCCCCAGCCCCCCUAAAUCCAAUGUAGUUUUCCAGCUUUCUUGUCUGAAAUUUUCUGAAGUGCUCUGAGGCUUACGCUGUUUUCACACAUGCACUGGAAAAUGUUGAAAGAAUCCAGUGUGGAUACUCACCCAGUUGCUAUGUAUGGUCCCCCUUACAUGCGGCUCCGCUGGGUAAUGUCCAAUUAAGGGCUGCAGUGCAUGUUUGAAAACAGCAUUACAGUACAAGUAUGUCAAUCCCAGUUAUUACAAUCAUGGCUAGGCUUUGUGUGUCUACAGAAAAAUAUACUUAUGAGUUUCUUUAUAUGUCUGUUAUGCAAAUACACUGAGAAAUUUAAGGAUUAGCUUAUUUUACUGAACAGGUUGCGCGCAUCUGAGAUGUUUCUGAAGUUUCUUGCUUUUCUUAACAUGGCAGAUUUCUACAAAUUUUGAGAUGUCUUGAGGUGAAGCACAAUGUUUCAUGCUUUACAGCAUGACCCUCAUGUCAAAGCCAAAAAUAAUAAAAAAGUGUUUUUACAAACGUUAAAAAUA
This is a messenger RNA of Neolamprologus brichardi, 2950 nucleotides long. It is a transcript of the gene map2k2b, whose product is annotated as mitogen-activated protein kinase kinase 2b. Lineage: Eukaryota; Metazoa; Chordata; Actinopteri; Cichliformes; Cichlidae. Gene Ontology annotation, biological process: protein phosphorylation. The record is from RefSeq and is a predicted model, not a curated record. Gene Ontology annotation, molecular function: protein kinase activity; ATP binding.